GUAAUUUAUGCCUGUCUCACCUCGUGACUACUUUAUUGAUUACUUUUGUAAUCGAAAUCGGGAGGUGUGUUAAUCUGUUAAAUGUUUGGCAAGAAGAAGCUACGUUGAAGCAAUUUUAUUUCUAAUCGUCUUUUUCUGUUUUACUUAAAAAUUUUUUUUCAUAACAAAUAUAAUUUUUUUUUUAACCUAACAACUUAUUGAAAUUUAAUAUGGGAUCGCUUUUUCGAAGCGAAGAGAUGACCUUGUGUCAACUCUUCUUACAAAGUGAAGCAGCUUAUGCCUGUGUCUCAGAACUUGGAGAACUUGGCCUUGUACAAUUUCGAGAUCUUAAUCCUGAUGUUAAUGCUUUCCAACGAAAAUUUGUUAAUGAAGUACGUCGUUGUGAUGAAAUGGAACGUAAAUUACGAUAUUUGGAAAAAGAAAUUAAAAAAGAUGGUAUUCCUAUGCUCGAUACUGGAGAAAAUCCAGAAGCUCCACAACCCAGAGAAAUGAUAGAUCUUGAAGCAACAUUUGAAAAAUUAGAAAAUGAAUUACGAGAAGUUAAUCAAAAUGCAGAGACACUAAAACGUAACUUUUUGGAGUUGACUGAAUUGAAGCAUAUACUUCGAAAAACACAAGUUUUCUUCGAUGAGGCUGAGCAUGGAGGUGUCGUGUCGCAGAUGGCAGACCCCAGCCGUGAGGAAGAACAAGUCACUCUCUUGGGUGAAGAGGGCCUCCGCGCUGGCGGCCAGGCUCUCAAGCUCGGUUUCGUCGCAGGAGUAAUUCUACGAGAACGUAUUCCAGCAUUUGAACGUAUGCUUUGGCGUGCAUGUCGUGGUAAUGUAUUUCUGCGUCAAGCAGAAAUUGAAACUCCUCUAGAAGAUCCUUCAACGGGAGAUCAAGUCUUCAAAUCUGUGUUUAUCAUAUUCUUCCAAGGAGAUCAAUUGAAAACUCGAGUUAAAAAAAUUUGUGAAGGAUUUAGAGCAACUUUAUAUCCUUGCCCUGAAGCACCUGCUGAUCGCCGUGAAAUGGCUAUGGGUGUUAUGACUCGAAUUGAAGAUCUAAAUACAGUUCUUGGACAAACUCAAGAUCAUCGACAUCGUGUUUUAGUAGCUGCUGCAAAAAAUAUUAAAAAUUGGUUUGUGAAAGUUCGCAAAAUUAAAGCAAUUUAUCAUACUUUAAAUUUAUUUAAUUUGGAUGUUACGCAAAAAUGUUUAAUUGCUGAAUGUUGGGUUCCUGUAUUAGAUAUUGAAAUAAUACAAUUAGCAUUACGUCGUGGAACUGAACGUAGUGGAAGCUCUGUGCCACCAAUUUUAAACCGUAUGGUAACUUUUGAAGAUCCACCUACUUAUAAUCGGACCAAUAAAUUUACUAAAGGUUUUCAAGCUCUAAUAGAUGCAUAUGGAGUUGCUUCGUACAGAGAAAUGAAUCCAUCUCCUUAUACUAUAAUAACAUUUCCAUUUUUAUUUGCGGUUAUGUUUGGAGAUACUGGUCAUGGCCUUCUUAUGUUUCUUUUUGGUGGAUGGAUGGUAUUAAAAGAAAAACCAUUAGCUGCAAAAAAAUCUGAUAACGAAAUUUGGAAUAUCUUUUUUGGUGGUCGAUAUAUUAUUUUUUUAAUGGGUUUAUUUUCAAUGUAUACUGGACUUAUAUAUAAUGAUAUAUUUUCCAAAUCAUUAAAUAUUUUUGGAUCAUAUUGGAGAAUCAAUUAUAAUUUCUCCACAAUAGAUUCAAAUAAAGAGUUGCAAUUAAAUCCUAGUGAUAAAGAACAAUAUUUACAAAUUCCAUAUCCUAUUGGAAUGGAUCCUGUGUGGCAAUUAGCAGAAAAUAAAAUCAUUUUUUUAAAUUCAUAUAAGAUGAAAAUAUCUAUAAUUUUUGGAGUCAUACACAUGUUGUUUGGUGUGGUGAUUGGAUUAUGGAAUCAUAUGUAUUUCAAAAGAAAACUUAACAUAACUUGUGAAUUCAUUCCUCAAAUUAUUUUUUUAGUAUUUCUUUUUCUUUACAUGGUACUACUUAUGUUUAUUAAAUGGAUAAAAUAUGGCCCUGAUAGCGAUAAAAUAGAUCCAGAACAUGGUCCUUCUUGUGCACCAUCAGUAUUAAUUACAUUUAUUAAUAUGGUAUUAUUUAAACCUGGAACUGCGCCAAAACCUUGUUCACCUUGGAUGUAUGGUGGACAAAGUGGAUUCCAAUCAUUUCUAGUAGUUAUUGCUGUUCUUUGCAUUCCUUGGAUGUUAUUGGCAAAACCUAUUAUGCUAAUGAACAAUAGAAAGAAGCAACAUUAUCAGUUAAACAAUCAUGGUACAGAAAAUGGAGAUGUAGAAGGUGCUGUUGAUGCAAUACAACCAGCAAAUGGAGUUCCUCAAGGUGGAGGUCACAAAGAAGAAGAGGAAGAUAUGGCUGAAGUAUUUAUUCAUCAGGGCAUACAUACUAUUGAAUAUGUUCUUGGCAGUGUAUCUCAUACUGCAUCUUAUCUGCGUUUAUGGGCUUUAUCCCUUGCCCAUGCUCAAUUAUCAGAAGUAUUAUGGAAUAUGGUUAUGAGAAAUGGAUUAACUCAAGAAGGCUGGGCAGGUGGUAUUAUUCUAUGGGCUGUGUUUGCAUUUUGGGCUGUUCUAACAGUUGGUAUUCUAGUUCUUAUGGAAGGUUUAUCAGCUUUCUUACAUACACUUAGACUUCAUUGGGUCGAAUUUCAAAGCAAAUUUUACUCUGGACUAGGAUAUGGUUUCCAACCAUUUUCAUUUGAAAUUAUUUUAGAUGCAGCACAAUCCACUGCAGAAGAUUAAAAUAUAUUGAUUUAUAAUAUAAUGUUCCAUUUAUUAUCAAUGAAAUUCUUGUUCUCCAUAAGUAUAAAAAACAAAAUUAAUAAUAUUGUAAUGUUAUAAUAUUAAUUGAUUUUUAUUGAUCUGUUUGAUAAGUUUACUAAUCAUAAAUUAAUACUAUGUUUAAAUAAGUUAAUUUCUAUUUUUAUUUACAAAACAAAAAUAAUUGUAAUUCUAAAAAUAAAAAAUAUAAUAUUUUCAUUUUAUAAUUAUAUUUAAAAAUUUAUUCAAUAUAUUUAUUAUAAAAAUAUUGUUUUAAAUGAUAUAAUUGUAUAUAAGUAUAAAUAUUAAAUAUAUAUUUUUAAAUAAAAUUUGAUUAUUCAAAAUGCUUAUGGGGAAUUCGCAAAAAAAAAAAUUAUAAACUAUAAGUGGAUCUGAAAUAUGUAGUAAAAACAAGUGUAUGUGCAUGACAUGUAUUUAAUUAUAAUUAUAUAUAUACAUGUUAUAAAUGUUAA
Messenger RNA from Apis cerana (Asiatic honeybee), 3247 nucleotides. It is a transcript of the gene Vha100-1, whose product is annotated as V-type ATPase subunit a family protein Vha100-1. NCBI's taxonomy places the organism in Eukaryota, Metazoa, Arthropoda, Insecta, Hymenoptera, Apidae. Gene Ontology annotation, biological process: vacuolar acidification; proton transmembrane transport. Gene Ontology annotation, cellular component: vacuolar proton-transporting V-type ATPase, V0 domain; vacuolar proton-transporting V-type ATPase complex; plasma membrane. The record is from RefSeq and is a predicted model, not a curated record. Gene Ontology annotation, molecular function: proton-transporting ATPase activity, rotational mechanism; ATPase binding.